This is a messenger RNA of Symbiodinium pilosum, 3069 nucleotides long. The record is from the annotation of a GenBank genome assembly. Lineage: Eukaryota; Dinophyceae; Suessiales; Symbiodiniaceae.
AUGAAGCGGAACCGCGUUCCGUAUAUCGAUUUCGAGACAGGCUUUCCAAAGGGGGAGCCACCCAAGCAAAGUGUUGGGACAGCCUUCACGCUCGCAAAGCAGCAAAAGCUUGAGCGAUUGUUGGAGGCGACACCUCAAACCACCUUCCGGGGACGUGUGAUCAAGCAGCUGUCAACAAGGAGAAUUCGGCACUCUGGCCGGGGCGAUGUUGGCAGGAUUACGACGCGUCACAGAGAAGGCGGCACUAUGCAGCGCCUCCGCUUUGUGGACUUCAAGCGCGCGCGGAAGGAUAUUCCAGCCUCGGUCCUCCGCAUCGAGUACUCUCCCGAGAGGACGUCGCAUGUGGCUCUGAUACAAUACCAGGAUGGUGUCCUGAGCUACAUCUUGGCCCCGCUGACCUUGCGCCCUGGAGACCAGGUUGUCGCCAGCGAGACGGCUAACAUUGUGCCUGGCAACUGUUUGCCCCUGAGGAGUAUUCCAGCUGGUUCCAUCGUCCACAACAUUGAGCUGCGCCCAGGCGCUGGGGGGCAGCUUAUCCGUGCUGCCGGUACCUUUGCGACCAUCAUCACGAAGGACCAGCACUUUGCCACCAUCAAGCUCCGGUCCACCGAGAUCCGCAAAUUCCCAUUGGAGUGCUGGGCAUCAAUUGGGCAGCUGUCGCACCUGGAGCGGGCCAUGCGCUUCAAAGGCAAGGCAGGCGUGAACCGCUGGCUUGGCUGGCGACCUUCGGUGCGCGGCAACGCCAUGGAUCCGCCCGGGAACGUAGAGUUCGCGCAAGCCUACCCAGUUGGAAAUCCAACUCUCGCAAUCCGGAGCAGCGCUAACCCGAUUCCAGGUUCUAACGUUGCUCAGCCCAUUGUUUCUGUUUUUGCAGAACACCAUUUUGGCACAAUCCACCUGCCAUCUCCCUUGCCUCGGUCAGAUGCAGAAGAAGUUCGGCAUCGCAAGCUGAGUGGCGAAGACUUCCGAUGGGCAGUGCUUUCAGAUCUGGACUAUCCCAACGGCAUGGGCUCUGAGGAGAAUCAUGUCCACAACAUCUUCUGGGUGGCCAACAUCCCCGGGGACUGGAUGGCUAUCAACCAGACUGCAGUGACACAGCUGGCAGAGUUUGCGCCCACAAUGUUGGUGGGAAGAAACAGCCUCGGCGCUCGAGGCAUGGAGGCACCCUGCCCCAAGCGAGGGAUGCAUCGGUAUCACGUGGUGAUGUGGUCGCUGGACUCGCAGCUGGAUGACAUCGACUCUGACAUCAGCUACCAGGCUCUGAAGUCUCUCCUGGAGGAAGCCAAAGAUGGCAAAGUCGCCAAGAGAAAAAAGAAGGAGGCCAAGGGCCCUGACGAGGCGGGUGCGACAAAACUAAAAUCGGCAGAUGAAAUCUUUGGCCCGAGCGGCGACGAAGCUGAGGACGGCCGGGAGGAAGGUGAAGAGGAGGUCGCCGAGCAGGAUGCCGUGGUAGAGCAGGGGCCACCCGGCGCUCCUACAGGCUUCACCUUGAAGUGGGACUGGGAAGCAGAAACUUCCCAAAGCCCGCAGGGAAACGAGGCGAAGUACGAGGACCUCAUGCUCUACCAGGUUGGUAUUGCCAACAACGAAGUGGCGAUUGUUGUGAUACCCGACCUUUGGGGUUGGCGGAUGCCGCGAGUGCGGCUGCUCGCCGAUUACCUGGCGCAGGCAGUCCAAGGAAUUGUAGUGGUGCCUCGGAUGCUGGACACCCCGCCUUUGCAGGAGGGUGGGAAUGAUGAUGGCAUCCCGGAGGAUUACCCCCUACUGGAGACGGACUUGGAUACCGGAAUGGCAAGCCUAAAAGGCUGGCUCAUGAAGAACACAUACGAGUUCUACCUGUCCAAGUUCCGGCUGGCUGCGAACUAUGUGCGGCGGCAGGCCAAUGCAAACAGGAUAGGCAUCGUCGGGCUUGGUUGGGGCUCCUGGAUUGCUUGCUACGGCGCCGAGUACUUGGGGGCUGAGUUCGGAUGCGCAGUGAUGACCAGUCCAUUGCUGCAUCGCUUGGGCCUUUGGGACGGAGUGGACCCCGAGCGCCUGAUUAUGAAGUGCGACGGCCCUGUGAUCUUCAUGGUCUCAGCGGAUGAGCCCACCGAGUAUGAAAGAGGAGGAGCAUACUUCGCCGUGAACUCGCAAAAGUUUCUCAGGUCGACGGAGUGUUCCGACUUUAGGACAAUGAGGAGCGGCUUCGUGACCCAGGCCAACUUCGAGGAUCCGGCCGCGCGCAAGGAAAUCAUCCGCGCCUUUGAGAAGACUGCUGCCUUCCUCCGUAAGUUCCUGUGGCCUUUCCCGCUCGGUGGAGGAUACGCCUAUCUCAGGUAUUUGGCUUCCAAGGGCGACUUUGAAGCUAUGCAGGGACUCCUUCAACUCGGCGUCCCUGCUGGCGGCCAAGAUAGCAUUGACGAGGUCGAGCAGCCGCCCAUCAUGUACGCUGCACGGGAUGGGCACAGAGAAGCCGUGAAGCUUCUCGUGCAGUACGAGGCCGAUGUCAAUGAGAUUGGCGGCAUUCCCGUCGAAACGGCCCUGCACGUAGCCGUGCAGAGUCACAAGUUCAAAGUGGUACAGAUGCUGCUGUCUUUGCGUGCUGAUCCUCAGCUGAAGGAUGCUGGAGGGCAGGGACCCCUGCACCGGGCGGCCCGCGAGGGCGCGAUACACGCAUUGCAGACGCUCAUCUCUGCCAGCGCGGAGGUGGACAUGAGGGACACUUGCGAGCAAACACCCAUGCACAUCGCAACCUACUUUGGGAGGGAAGAGGUCGUGAGGACACUCCUUGCGUCGAGAGCAGACGCUGUGGCUGAGAACAUUCGUGGCCAAACUCCGCGAAAGGUAGCCGAGCGCCUUGGCUACACUACCAUCGCCCAGAUUAUUGACAAGGAGAUCGAGAGACGGGAGAUCGAAGAGCUCUAUGCGGCGGAAGAGCGGGAGCGGGCUGAGCAGCAGCUCAAGGCUCUCCUGGAGCAGGAGGGCACGGACACUCGGCCGUUGUCGAAGGCGUCAAAACGCAGCGCGAGAUCGUCGGGGAAGUCAUCGAGACCCUCCACGCGACACAGCACACGGAACAUGAAGUCAUGA